Messenger RNA from Schistosoma curassoni, 348 nucleotides. The record is from the annotation of a GenBank genome assembly. NCBI's taxonomy places the organism in Eukaryota, Metazoa, Platyhelminthes, Trematoda, Strigeidida, Schistosomatidae.
AUGGAAAGUAACGCUGAUCUGGAAGAAGUUCAAAUUAACGUCAAUGGAAUGAACCGUCCUCACGCUAAAUCGAUAGAACAGAAUUUUUCUAGUUCAAUACGUAAUCAUUCAGUUUCUUGCACAGAAGCUCCCGCUGUGUCGCUUGAAACAUCAAAUGAUUUGUCUAAGUCACCUACCAUUUCGUCAAGUUCUACUGUAACUAAAGAAGAAUUUUGGUUGGAUUACGAUUUUGGGUCAAAUAUUUCAUCACGUGUUGUGAAUGCUCGUGUGUUGAAAGGUGCCUCGGUUAAUUUAUGGACAUCAACAUCUACAAGUCAUGAUUCUUCCUCGUGUGUUUUGCUACACUAG